Messenger RNA from Abrus precatorius (Indian licorice), 2507 nucleotides. RefSeq names its product very-long-chain aldehyde decarbonylase CER1-like. Gene Ontology annotation, biological process: lipid biosynthetic process. The transcript has 14 exons. The coding region runs from base 51 to 2507 and encodes 818 amino acids. Gene Ontology annotation, molecular function: iron ion binding; oxidoreductase activity. NCBI's taxonomy places the organism in Eukaryota, Viridiplantae, Streptophyta, Magnoliopsida, Fabales, Fabaceae. The record is from RefSeq and is a predicted model, not a curated record.
ACAACAAAAGACACUUCUCUUCUGUCACAACUCUCAGCUGUGAUUAAGGUAUGGCUUCAAGGCCUGGAAUCCUCACUGAGUGGCCAUGGAAGCCUCUUGGAAGCUUUAAGUAUGUGCUACUAGCUCCUUGGAUCAUUCAUAGUUCAUAUUCUGUGUUGGUUAAAGAUAAGAGUGAAAGGGACAUAUCCACCUUUCUUAUAUUCCCAUUUUUGCUGUGGCGUAUGCUUCAUAAUCAGAUAUGGAUCACUCUUUCUCGUCACCGAACAGCCAAAGGCAACACUAGAAUUGUCGACAAGGGAAUUGAAUUUGAUCAAGUUGAUAGAGAAAGAAAUUGGGAUGACCAAAUAUUGUUCAAUGGAUUACUAUAUUACUUGGCAGCCUAUACAUUAGAUGGGGCAUCACGUCUUCCAUUGUGGAGAACAAACGGAGUGGUAAUGACAAUCCUGCUUCAUGCUGGACCAGUGGAGUUUCUUUAUUACUGGUUACAUAGAGCACUUCAUCAUCACUUUCUCUACUCUCGUUAUCAUUCUCAUCACCACUCCUCCAUUGUCACAGAACCCAUAAGUUCUGUCAUCCAUCCAUUUGCAGAACACAUAUCAUAUUUCCUUCUCUUUGCAAUACCCAAGUUAACCCUAGUCUUCACAAAAACAGCCUCUUUGGUGGCCAUGAUGGCAUACGUCACUUACAUUGAUUUUAUGAACAACAUGGGCCACUCCAACUUUGAGAUCGUUCCAAAGUGGCUCUUUCACAGCUUUCCCCCUCUCAAAUAUCUCAUGUACACACCAUCGUUUCACUCUUUGCACCAUACCCAGUUCAGGACAAACUACUCCCUAUUUAUGCCAUUUUAUGACUACAUUUAUGGCACCAUGGAUAAGGCUUCAGAUCAAUUACACGAGUCAGCACUGAAACGAGGGGAAGAGACCCCAGAUGUGGUACACCUAACGCAUCUCACUACCCCUGAAUCCAUCUAUUAUCUCAGGAUUGGAUUUGCAUACUUAGCCUCUAAACCUUAUACGUCAAAGUGGUACCUUUGGUUGAUGUGGCCCGUGACAGCUUGGUCCAUGAUCCUCACAUGGCUCUAUGGUCGUACAUUCAUUUCGGAGGGGAACCGUUUUGACAAACUCAAGCUACAAACAUGGGCAAUACCUAAGUUCAACCUCCAAUACCUUUUGCAAUCACAAAAGGUGGCCAUCAACAGAAUGAUAGAGGAAGCAAUACUAGAUGCAGACAGAAAAGGCAUAAAGGUUGUGAGCCUAGGCCUUAUGAAUCAAGGAGAGGACCUUAACAUAUAUGGAGGCCUAUAUGUUAAUAGGCACCCAAAGCUGAAAGUUAAGGUUGUAGAUGGUAGCAGCCUUGCAGUUGCUGUUGUUAUUAAUAGCAUUCCCAAAGGAACAACUCAAGUAUUACUUAGGGGCAAACUCACCAAGGUUGCUUAUGCUAUUGCCUUCACAUUGCAUCAACAGGGCAUUCAGGUUGCUACUAUGCGCGAGGAUGAUUAUAUGAGGCUUAAAAAAUCGUUCACUACCUCUGAAACCGAUUUGAUCAUUACCAAAAAUUGCACUCAAACGAUUUGGUUAGUGGGAGAUGGAUUGACUGAAGAUGAACAACUAAAGGCACCUAAAGGAACAUUAUUUAUUCCAUACUCACAAUUCCCUCCAAGGAAAUAUCGCACGGAUUGCUACUACCAUUACACCCCAGCAAUGUUAGCUCCCCAUUCUAUUGAAAAUGUCCACUCUUGUGAGGAUUGGUUGCCAAGGAGGGUAAUGAGUGCAUGGCGCAUAGCUGGGAUAGUGCAUUCUUUAGAAGGAUGGAAUGAACAUGAGUGUGGAUACACAAUGCAUAAAAUAGACAAAGUUUGGCGUUCAACUCUUCAGCAUGGGUUCCAACCUCUUUCUGUCGCAGCAAAAGAGUUAGAGGAACACCAAAUUUGUGGUGCUGCUUUUGUUGCCGUCGUUGAUAAUGACGACAUUGACGUCCAGGGCGAAUUAGCAUUAGACACAACAACAUCUGAGGUGUUUCAACCACAUCUGAGGAUGGAAGAAAGUGGAAGAGUAGUACUAGUGGCAGUGGAAGUAGCAAAGGUUGUUGUCUUUGGGAAGACAAGUGUUGAUGUAGCAAUCACUUUGGAAGAAGAAAACAACAGCAACAGCAACAGCAACAGGGAAAACGACACUGCCAAUUUGAUGUCCCUCUACAACAGUGGCAAGAGGAUUGGUGUAGGGGGAUCUCGCUCGUCUCGCUUGAGCGAUACCUGUCUUGCUCAAGCAAGAUUGCUUGGCCCAACUAUCUUCUCGCACAAAGGUACAGUUAAGACCCCAGCGACCCUUACUUAUCUUUUCACCUAUCACGACCACGACUAUCUCGGAAGACUGUCCAGAUGGACCUUUAAGCACAUCACUGAAACUGAUGUUAGAGCCGAUUCAGAUGAUGGUUAUCUAGGUUCAGAUGAUGACAUAGAUUUAAAGGAACUGGCUGAGAUAGAGAGUUGGCACAGGGUUAAUGAAUAG